UAGAAAUAUAAACAUAACAGCAUUUUAUUUAUUUAGCUAGAUACGUAAUUUAACAUAAAAUAUGCUAAAAAAUUGUUUUUUAACUGAAAAUUACCACAAACCAGUUAGCCAAACCUGUGGAGAAAUAAUAUGCGAAAACCUAAAGAAUUUUAUAAUCAAUUGCAAUUUAUGCAAAAUCAAAAUAUUUGAGUUUCCAGAAUUCAUAGAGCAUUUCAAAAAAAUGCAUUUGGAAACAACUUCUCAAUUACAUAUUAAGAAGGAAAUUAAAGAGGAAUUACAAACCGAACUUGAAACUACUGAACAAAAUGAACUUGUGACUAAUAAUGAAUGUUCGGAAGAUGAAAACGAUGUGAGUACUGAGGAUGAAUAUGACGAACACUUAGAGCGGCAGACAGAAAUAAGUAUAAUAAAGCCCCACAAACCCAAAGAUUUUGCCUGUGAAAUAUGUAAUAAAAAAUAUACCGACUACCGGGGUUUGCAAAUACAUGUAAAGCUAAUACAUUUACGUGAAAGACCUUUAAAAUGUUCCAUGUGCGAGGAGUCUUUUGCCGAAGAACGUUACCUAAAGAGUCACAUACAACGUAAACAUAUCGGUUUUGAAUGUCAACAAUGUCAUCGUGUUUUUAAAACAAAUCCCACAUUGAAACGUCAUUUGGCAGUACACAUGGAAACUAGAGAGUUCGUUUGCCAGAAAGAAAAUUGUGGCAAAGCUUUUGCCACCCCAACAAGUUUACGGGCACAUCAUCGCGAUCAUGAAAUAUUUAUAUGUGAAGAAUGUGGUUACAAGUGUAAAAGACAUGAAUCCUUGAGGGAACAUAAACGUCAGCAUACUGGAGAGAAGCCGUUUGGCUGUGAAGUAUGUGGACGAAGUUUUAGUUCGAAAAAAUUACUGACCGGACAUAUGAGUUGUCAUGAGACAGUACGUAAACAUGUUUGUGAUGUUUGCGGGAAAAGUUUUAAUCGACAUAAUGCUCUCUAUCAUCACAAACAUUUGCAUUCGGAUGUCAAGAAGUUUGUUUGCAAAAUAUGUGGUCAGGCCUAUGCUCAGGCAGCGGGACUAUCGGCUCAUAUGCGUAAACAUAGAGAAAAUGUCAGUGGGGCUAGUAAAGAUGAUUUAAUGCAAGGAUUUUAUACUUUAGUUGUGGUGUAAAAAGAAAUUCUAGUAACUUUUGAAUCUGUACUUUAAUUGUAGAGUUGAUUUUUAUAUAACUAUUUAAAAUAUGAAGUAUAUUAAAAUUAUACAACCAUAUAAUUUUUAUAUUAUGGUAUAUUAAAAUUGUUUAAAUGUCAGAUUUUGAACCGCCAUA
Messenger RNA from Lucilia sericata (common green bottle fly), 1307 nucleotides. RefSeq names its product oocyte zinc finger protein XlCOF10-like. Lineage: Eukaryota; Metazoa; Arthropoda; Insecta; Diptera; Calliphoridae. The coding region runs from base 62 to 1150 and encodes 362 amino acids. The record is from RefSeq and is a predicted model, not a curated record. The transcript has 2 exons.